This is a messenger RNA of Anolis carolinensis (green anole), 5280 nucleotides long. It is a transcript of the gene lysmd3, whose product is annotated as LysM domain containing 3. The coding region runs from base 171 to 1007 and encodes 278 amino acids. NCBI's taxonomy places the organism in Eukaryota, Metazoa, Chordata, Lepidosauria, Squamata, Anolidae. The transcript is spliced from 3 exons. Gene Ontology annotation, biological process: Golgi organization. The record is from RefSeq and is a predicted model, not a curated record. Gene Ontology annotation, cellular component: Golgi apparatus.
CGUUGGCCCUCUGGAAGGGGGCGGGGCUUAUUUGCAGACGUGGCGCCGGCGCUGCUGUUUCCUUCCUCGCGCUGAGCGGGGCCUAGGCCUGUCAUUGAGUGAAGAAGCGCAGUGGGAGGAGGCCUCUGGCAUGACGUCGCCCCGAAGACGGACAGAGUUCUCCUUAUAGGAUGACGGGGAAAAGUCAGAAUUUUAGUUUCCAGCCUCCAGCUGUAGUGCAGCCUGCAGUGGAGAGCCAUUCAUAUCCAUUUGGGAAUGGUAUCAAUUCUGACAGUGAUGUGUUGGAAGAUGAAGUGGAGGUGUACGAACUGCGGCCCCGGGGAAGGGAGAAAGUCAGAAGAAGUACAUCAAGAGAGAGAUUGGAUGAUAUUGUAUUUAUAACAAAGGAUAUACAAGAAGGAGACACAUUAAAUGCCAUAGCUCUCCAAUACUGUUGUUCAGUAGCAGAUAUUAAAAGGGUGAACAAUCUUAUUACAGAUCAGGACUUCUUUGCACUAAGAGCGAUUAAAAUUCCAGUGAAGAAGUUCAGUGUACUGACUGAGACACACUGCUUUCCAAAAAGACAAGUUUCACGAUCGGCUUCUACUUCAUUCCCUGCAGAAUUCCCAGACACAUCACUAGCUACUGAGCCAUUCUCCACUGAGACUGUUGGUAGCUUCCUGAAAGAGGUAGAUCGUGAUAUAGAGCAAAUAGUGAAAUGUAAUGCAACAAAGAGAGAGAACCUUAAUGAAGUUGUUUCUGCCUUGUCUACCCAGCAAUCAAACUUUGAGCCAGAUGGUAAAACCAGUAAACGGAAAGAUCCUUAUUAUGGAGCAGACUGGGGAAUAGGAUGGUGGACCGCUGUGGUGAUAAUGGUAGUAGUAGGCAUAAUAACACCCGUUUUUUAUCUUCUAUACUAUGAAGUUUUAGUUAAAGUGGAUGUCAGUCACCAUUCUACAGUGGAAUAUUCUUCAGUGACAUCCCCAUCAAAACCAUUAGAAAAUGGAAUAAAUCAGCAGAUUUCAUGAAAUUUGAAGGUUUCUUUCCACAAACUAAAGGUAUGAACAUCCAUUCACCACAUUCUUCAAAGAGGAAAAGAACAACGGGUCCUGUGUGCAGUUUGAAAAGUAACUAUCUUUUGUGAUGGUACAAGGACACUUCUACAAUCUUGCUGUAUAUGUAGAAAAGUGGUACAAGUGGUGUUGACAAAUUCAGUAUGUUGAUGUUAAGUACACUAAAAUGCUUCCAUCUAAGAUGCUAUGCUCCCAUUUAAAGUAAUGGGAAUGAAACAAUUUUGAAUGGAAAUAUCUUAACUUCAUAAAAACUUCGAUCAUGUAUGCUGAAAAACAAUGAGUUGAGACAUUGUGUAAGUUUUCUGUACAGGAUUACCUUUACAAUUUCAAAUAACAAUAAAUUUCAGGCACUGUGUAUUUUAAAAGGACAACCUGUUCUCUUCCACCAUGAGAAUAAUACAGGGAUUAGAAAUAAUUUGUCUUCUCAGAUGUGCUGAAUAAGUUCAGUUCUCUGUACUACUGAUUAUUAUAGUUGUCUGUGAGGCCAAUGACUCAUGGGACUAACCACACGUGGCAUGUGAAGAUGUGCAACAGUAUUGAAACCCCUUUUUUCCUUAAACAGAUUUAAGAGGGGAAUAGCUUUGAGCAGGAAACCAUGAGAAAUGGGCGUUUAAACAGUGUUAUCUUCUCUAUUCCAAAAUUGCUCUCCUUCAUCUCCUGUUACCGUUUUGAAGGCUGUGACUUUGUGUAUCUAUAUGAAGCUGGAAGUGUAUGUACACCAAUUUGUUUUAGAACAGAGGAGGGGCAGUGUCUUUUUCUCACUUUCUCCGUAAUUUCAAAAACAGUGGAACUCCAGUACAUGCACAUUGUGUGUAAGAUGCAUUUAGCCAUUAUGAGAGCACAGUAUUUUCCCCAAGCAUAGUUAUUCUCUUCCAUGAAAAGUUUUAUGCCUUCUAAAUAGAUGCUAUGCCCAUAAAAUCAAUUGUGGCUUCAAAAUCCCAGGUGAAACAUGACAAGGAGAGACAGUCACAUAGCCUUCUAGAAAUUGUACAAUAAGUCCUAGCAGCAUAGUUUGCAUUUCCACUGUAGAAUUAAUGCCGUUUGACAUGACUAACUGCCAUGCCUCAGUGCUAUGGAAUCACGGGGCUUGUAGUUUUAUGAGGUCUUUAGCCUCUGCUGCCAAAUAGUGCUGGUGAUUUGCCAAACUACAAACCCAGUGACUCCAUAGCAUUGUAGAGUCAAACUGCAUUAAUUCUAAAUGAGUAGGAUUACUGAUUGCUGCAGUUCAUCUGGAGGGCUUUGUAGGUCUCCAAGCUCUAAAGCCAGAGAGUUGGUGGUGGAGCACAUAGGUUAACUGGAUUCUGGCUCUAAAGCCCAGUGCUGCACUCAGCCUUUAGAAAAGCCAGAAUCCAGUUGUUAGCUGGAAUUAUAGAAGAUUCAGUGGGAAUUUGCUAGGUCAACAUCUAUAUAAACUCCAUUGAUUCCAGCAGUCCUGUUGCAAUUUGCAAUUGGAUUUAGGCCUAAAUUUCUAGCAUGUUAUUGAACUGUAAAGAAACUACAUUCAUUUUAAGAAUUAUGCUAUAGUUUAAGAACAGUGUAAUGGUAAACCUUAUCUUUUUAAGAUGCUGAAUGUAAAACUAUUCGGCAAAAUGCUAUUAUCACUUAUUUUGUAAACUCAUGUGCAAUCUAAAAUUUGCUUAGCACCUUCGUAGCAUUUUUUAAAACCAUGAAAAAUCCAAUAUUAAAUGUAAACCUUCAAUUGGGACAAGUUUAUAUGCUAUAUUUUCCCUUGAUAUACAUGGAUAGCUGAAGCAAUUGUCAGAUAACUGUCUACUGAAUUGUUUUGAUUUAGCAAUAGCAAUUUAUGAUAUUGGGCAAGUGCUUGCUAAAUAAGGGUAUUGAGAUGCUUCCUCUUAUUAGCAUGCAAAGCAAUUUACUGAACAGAUUUCAGUAAAGCACUUUCACAUAAUAAUUUUACUGUGUGCAUUCUGUAACCACAGCUCUGUUCUCUUUUCCUGAACAGCAGCAUGCUUUCAUCUUGGGCAAGUUUAUGCUUUUUGGAUGCUUUUGAUUUUGCACCUUUCUGGAUCAGUGUGUUUACAUGAUAUGUAAUACUGUAGUUUACGUCAUGGUAAAAUGUUCAUCAGAUUAUUGAAAAAAUAGAAGCAGAGCAUCUGUGUUAUAUAUAAGAAAACAAAAAAUGGUUAUGAUGAUUCAUGAAUUUAAAAAAAUCAAAAUCUUGAGGUAGGCAAUACUUUAAUGAAGGCAAACCAAAAUUUCAAAAAUAUUAUAUAGGCAUUUAAGUUCUCAAAAACUUAAUCAGCUAUGUGCUAUGAAAAACAGGGAGGGGGAUCAUAAAAGUAUAUUUUUCAACAACAAAAACCUUAGAAAGUAUUUAUAACUAAACAUUGAAAACUAGUGUGAAUCUUUUAAACAUAGUAAAGCUAGGGCUGCUUUCAAGCCCUUGGAUUUGGAGGAUCUGCUCUACUGUGUCUUGUUUGCAGCAGAUGCUUCUCACUGUAUUAUUCCAUUUUAUAUUUCUAGAAUUUUAUAAAGACCAAAAGGAAAGCGAAGCCCAUAACUAGUUUGUGUACUGACAUAAUUUAAGACCUCUCACCAUUCUUGCUCUUACUGAAAUCUCUUGAAACCUCUCUGCACUUCAGGCAAAAGUGGUGUAAUACUGCUCUUUAAAAUCGACAAUAUUGGAAUCUUGGAGCUUGGGAAAAUUGCUUUUUAAAAUUAAAACUCCAUGCUCUCCUAGCCAGUUUUUCUGAAUUGGAUGCACACUUAAAAGGAAUACUAUCUAGGAUCCAUGUGCACAUUAUCUUUAAUAGGAUGGCUCUUCCAGUGCCUAUUUGUAAUUCUUUUCCCAUCUGAAAAGUACAAUUAUGCACAACCAGAGCUACAUUUAGUGUAUAGGCAUGAAAAGAAAAGAGAGUAGAAGGGAGAAUUUGCAGCAACAGGUUGUAAACAACUGAAUUGACCUCUUCAGUUAGCGAUCUGUUUAUGGAUCAGGUAGUGGAGGCUAUUUUUCCAUUUGUAGAGCCUUUAUCAUUGAAACUGACCUUUUUAAUCAUAUCUGGCUUCAUUUAUUAGCUAUUCAAUAGCUCUUCAGACGCACCUGAUGAUGUGCAUUCAUCAGAUCACAUAUUAAAAAUUGGAGGACUUUCAGUGAUUAUUCGUGCUUAACUUGGCUUGUAGGAAAAGAAAUUCAUAUGAAAAGGGAACUACAAUAGAGCAGUGAGAACAUGUAUCUGUGUCACUUCAAGAAAUGUAAACAUUGCUUUAUGGUAUAGUAGGCAUGAUGUAUGGAGCAUUACCUGUUUGUAAGUCAAGGCACAAGAAAAUUCCAUAUGGGUUUACAAUAGAGAUGUCCUUGAGUUACCAAGACUGAUGUGGUUAAAGCAUUGCAGCUGUAGUUCUCUUUUUAUGAUGAUAGCCAAGAGCUAUGGUGUUUGAAAAUGAUGCAUAUGUAAAACAGAAAAAUAAUCAUAAUGACUGACUAGUAUUAUGUACCAAAAAUGCAAACUUGGGCUUCAUCAUAGCUCAAGGGCCUGUGCCUUAUUUUCAUGAUUUAACCACAAACCUGCUAAAUUUUAUGAAAAAGAUUAAUAUUGUAUUUAUGAAAUGGAAGGUCUCUACUGAUUUAUUGUUAUCAGUGCCUGUUUGUCUUAUUGGGUUGUUUUGUGAGUAUACAUUUUGCUGUGGCAUUAAGAAAAUGAAAGCUGACUUCCCUUCAUGUAUUUGGUUGCUGUAUGUAUUGCUUUUCUCCAAAAUCGUUUGUUUCAGACUUGAACUUGUCAUCAUGUAAACCUAUGGUUUGGGAAAUGGUACUAAAACCAAAUAUAAUAUUAUGGAAAAUUUGGAAUAUUAGAUUAUGUAAUGAAAUGUUAUAGUGGGUGCUAAUGCCAUUCUGACAUAUGAAGUUGUUUAAACUUUACUAUGUGUCGAUAAGCCCCAUUUCUUUCAACAGCACUUCAGUCUUGUUUUAAGAAGUUCUCAUGAAGCAGAUAUGAAAUACAUAAGAUCAGGAUACCUUUGGGGUUGGGAAGAGGAAGUUGACCAUAAUAUUGAAUUAUGACAUGUAUUUAAUCAGUCAACUUGUAUUUUGUAUGAUAAGCCAUAUAAAGAAAAAUUGAUUGGUUAUUCCUAGAAACACUGCCACAAAUGCCCUUUGAAUAAUUAAGUCUUUCAUAUGUUUUGUAAUUUAUAAAAUGCUAUUGACCUAACUGCCUUUUUUUGGAAAGUACAGAAGCAAAAGUCCAAAUAAAUGAAUUUAUAUUUGUAA